Molecule: messenger RNA, 28049 nt
Organism: Paramuricea clavata
Lineage: Eukaryota; Metazoa; Cnidaria; Anthozoa; Malacalcyonacea; Plexauridae
Source: the annotation of a GenBank genome assembly
AUGAGCAGAAGAUCGAGUAUAUCCGAAAGACGAGACGAUAUAGUGGAGUCUGUAAAAGCGGCAGAAUCACCGAAACGUGACGAAGCCAGACAAAGUAGACAGCGUUCAUUAACACAACGUGGAUAUUACUAUAUGCUAGAAAGGAAACUUGAGUUUUUCGCGAAAGAAACAAGUGCCUUUCGAAGAGCGAUUGAUGUAACGGCAGACGAUGCGAAAUCUGAUAAAUCAAAGCUAGAGAUAGCUUUGACAACGUUGAAAGUUAUCAAGGCCGGGUACGAAUCAUCUAAGCGUGACCUGGAAGAAUUAUUUAUUCAAGACAGAUGGGGAGACUCUAUAGAAAUGAUAAACAAUACUCGUGAGGAAAGUCGAACUUUGAUUGAUCUCGCUGAUACCGUAAUAAUAGAGAUGAUGUUAAAACUCGAUACAACAUCGGAGAUCCAGCAAAAUGAAGCGCCAUCGCUCCUAUCUGAAAAAACAAAGACUUCGAAGCAUUCUCGACCAAGCAAGUCACUAUCGUACAACACGUCAACAAGCUCCGUCAGAGCGAAAGCCUUCGCGGAACUGGCCGCUGCAAAUGAACAAGCUGAAUUUGAUAUGUUAAUUGCAGAGAAAGAGAAAGCCAGGAGAGAAUGCGAAGCCCAGGAUGACCUGAGAAAAGCGACAGAAAGGGCAAAACAUGAUCACGAUAUGGCAAUCCUUAAAGCAAAGAAACUGAAGGCUGUAGCUAAUGCGAAAUUAGACGCAAUUGAACAAUCUGUUGACGGCAAAGACACUGCCAUUAGGAAGCUGAAUGUCAAGCACGAAGAUACCAGCGAAAGAACUCGGACGUGGUUAGGUGAUCAAAGUCAAGUUAUCAAUGACAAUAACAGCGAAGAACUGAGUGAUUUAUACGAACAGAAAGAAACGAUUACAAACCUACCCACCAAGUACCAUCCCGAAAAACCAGUUUUCCACAGGAAAGUUACAGCGCCUCAAGAUAGUAACAAUCAACAUAGACCCGCUGAGAUGCAAUACUGUUUCAACGCAAUCGUAGCUACAAACGAACGGUUGGUAGAAAGUCUAGCGAAGCAAAGUCUACCAAAAUGCCACCCAGACUUGUUUACUGGAGACGUAACAAUGUUCUAUGCCUGGAAACAAGCCUUCAAAGCUAUGAUCCGCGACACGGGUAUAUCUCCAGAGCAAGAAGUAAAUUAUCUGUAUAAAUAUACUUCUGGAGAACCUCGACGAUUGCUCGAUAGCUUCCGAAAGCGCCAGCGUAAAGAUCCAAAGAAAUUAUUAUCUGAAGUCUGGACAGAGUUGGAAAGUCGAUUUGGUAACAUUGCGGCAAUAACUCACUCGUUAUUGGAACAGUUACGGGAAAAGGCAAAAUUCGAAGAAAAUGAUAGGAAAAGACUCUUAGAAUUUUCCGACCUUUGCGCAGACGUGGUAUAUCAACUUGAUGAAUUACCUGGCUUAGCCUGCCUAAAUUAUCCAACGGCAAUUCGCCCAAUCGCAGAGAAACUUCCUGUCUCAUUACAAUGCAAAUGGGAAAAGAAAGUCGUAGACUUCGCAAUAGAGAACCAUGAUGCCUAUCCAGGGUUUCGUGUCUUCGCUAAAACCAUUGGGAAGCAAGCAAAACUAAGAAACCAUCCGAAUAUUGUAAGUGAACAGACACAGAAGAAGAAAUGGCGUCCAGGAAAGCGUCCGGAAGAAAGCAGAAUCUUAAAAGCGGAUGUAGAGGACGACAAGAAAACCUAUUGUUUGUUCCAUAGCUGCGACGGUCACAAGCUGAAAGAUUGUAAGACGUUUGCUCGCAAAACCCUACAAGAAAAGAUAGAGUGGAUAAGAAAAGCAGGACUUUGUUUUCGAUGCCUUUCAUCUAAACAUAUCGCUAGAGAUUGCAAAGCCGACAUUAAAUGUGCCGAAUGCGACAGCGAUCGACACUCUGCCCUGUUACAUCGUGAGAAGAAGAAGGACGACGAGGAGAGAAAGGCUGGCUCGGCGGGGGAACGUGAUGAAGUCACGUCAAGCUGCACAGAAAUAUGUAAGAACGACAACCGAGGACUUUCAGCAAGCAAAAUCGCUUUAGUGGACGUUCCCCUACGAGAAAGACCAAACGAUACCCAUAGAGUUUACGCGUUACUUGACGAGCAAAGUAACGCAUCCUUAAUUAGUCCUAAAUUGGCCGACAAGUUAGGAAUUAAAGGGAAAAGCGAAAAGUACCUCUUGUCUACUUGCAGUGGUUCAAAAGAAGUGAGAUACGGACGACGAGUGUCCGGGCUGAUUGCAAAAUCUCUGAGCGGAAAAUCUCUGACAUUACCCACCUGUGUUGAGUGCGACAGCAUCCCUGAAGACAAGCGUGAAAUUCCAACACCUGAAAUGGCCCAACAAUUUCCUCAUCUUCAGUCAAUCGCGAGCAAGAUCCCUCCUUUUGACCCAGAAGCAGAGAUAUGUCUAUUAAUCGGUCGCGAUGCUCCUGAAUUCCUGAAAGUGAGAUCCUUCAUCAAUGGUCCCAAAGACGCACCGUGGGCGCAAAAAUUGUUACUUGGAUGGACGAUAUGCGGACAAGUAUGUUUGGAACGCUUAGGGGGAGCAGUGCAUAUCUCAGCCAAUCGAACUACUAUUCAAAAACCAAAUGAAUGCGCUUCGAGCAACGGACACUGCUACUCUACAAGAUUUGCAGAGCUACAAAGCCCAAAGCCCGGAAAUUCCACAAAUUUCACCUUUACUCCCUGCCCAAAUAACCUGAUGGUCAAAGAAAUUCUCGGCGAGAAGAGGAUUAUCAACGACAUAUACCACACCUCUUCUAACGAUAACGAAGUCACAUUAUCUAUCAAAGACAGGCAUUUCGUAGACAUAAUGGAAAAAGGGAUCCAUAAGAAUGAAUUCGGUAAUUGGCAGCUUCCACUACCAUUCCGAUCUCCCAACAUAAUUCUGCCGAACAAUAGAGAGCAAGCUGUCCGACGACUUAGUAAUUUACUACGUGUCUUCGCAAGAAAGCCUAACAUGAAGAAAGACUAUUUCGAAUUCAUGGGAAAACUGUUGAAGCGCAACCACGCCACACCACUGACAGAAAGUAGAGCGAUUCGAGGACAAGACCAUGAUGACAUCAAGCGAAGAAAUGUUUGGUAUCUACCUCAUUUCGGGGUCUACCACCCAAGAAAGCCCACUAGCAUCCGAGUUGUAUUCGAUUCAUCCUCCGAAUACCAAGGAACUUCCCUGAACAAAGAACUCCUUUCUGGACCAGAUUUCCUGAACAGUCUGCAUGGGAUAUUGAUUCGUUUUUGUCAGGAAGCAGUCGGUGUCAUAUGCGACAUAGAGCAAAUGUUUCAUUGUUUCUAUGUCAACCUGGAACACAGAGAUGUACUACGCUUCCUUUGGUUUAAGAAUAAUGAUCCUACCGAUGAAAUCGUUGAAUACCACAUGACCGUCCACCUUUUUGGAAAUACAUCAAGUCCAGCAGUCGCAACCUUUGGGUUAAGAAAAACCGCAAAAGAUGGCGAGGAGAGUUUCGGGAAAUCAGCCAAAGAGUUUGUACACAACGAUUUUUACGUAGACGACGGACUGACCUCUCGAUCAGUUGAUCUCGUGAAGAACACCCAAGCCAUGCUUAGUACAGCCAACAUACGACUUCAUAAAGUGGCGUCAAACUCGGUAGAAGUUAUUACAGCAUUACCAGAACAAGACCGAGAAACUAAACUCAGAGAACUUAAUUUGUACUCAGAUCCCCUACCAACUCAACGUUCAUUAGGAGUGUGCUGGGACUUAGAGAACGACGCCUUUACAUUUCAAGUCCAGAUCCCGAGCAAACCUUAUACACGUCGAGGCGUCUUGGCCGUGGUUAAUUCUGUCUACGACCCACUCGGAUUUCUUACACCAAUUACAUUGAAAGGAAGAAUGUUGCUGCGUAAACUAGUUGAGUUGGGGAAUCAAAAACACGUAGAAAGUCCAACUCUUGGUUGGGACGACCCACUACCUGCGAGUCUAAACCGAGAAUGGGAACAUUGGAGAAACGCUCUUAUUCGUCUUAAGAACAUCCUCAUCCCUAGAUGCUAUCAUGGAAAAGAAUUUUGUCGUGUCAUUAGCUCGGAGCUACACGCCUUCUCUGACGCAAGUGAAGAAGUAAUUGCCACCGCGAUCUACCUAAAGCAAAUCAGCUCCAAGGAAGAAAUCAGCGUAUCACUGGUCUACGCCCAGGCAAAGCUCGGACCAAAGAAGCCAACUACUGUUCCUUGUUUGGAGUUGUGUACUGUCGACACAAGCAGUUAAACGUGUUCUCGCAGAACUUAGUAUCACGAUCAAUAAAGUCACCUAUUACACAGACUCUAAAGUAGCCUUAGGAUACAUACAAAACGAGAGUAGACGGUUCUACGUAUAUGUCGCUAAGCGGAUACAGAUCAUCCGCGGGCUGUCAGAACCCACCCAGUGGAAAUUCAUAGACACGUCAUAAUCCAGCCGACCUUGCGACUAGGGGCUCAACCGUCAAAAACCUUGUGGACAACCGAUGGUUUGAAGGACCGGAAUUCCUCACUAAACCUGAAUCGGAAAAAGACGUCAUACGAGUGGAAUUCAGUGUACAGAACGAAGAUCCAGAGUUGCGGCCCGAAAUUACUAUUCACGCUACCCAACUACGCGUACGGAGAGAACUGAAUUCGAGAAAAUUCGAACACUUUUCUAGUUGGUCUUGUCUCCGACGAGCGCUCGCGAACUUAAUCGCCGUAAUCCGAUUAUGGAAGAAAAAGAAGAUACAAGUAACGGAGAACAACCCCAAAGCUCGUCGUGGUCAGUCAUCAAUCCAGCCAAAGUCAAAGAAAGGUCCGUCGUUAGAAGAAUUGAAACAAGCCGAAUCAAUAAUGAUUAAGAAAGCUCAGAGCGAACACUUUGCUAACAAAAUUACGAUAUUAUCAGAAGCGUCCAAAGAAGAGUGCGGUCGAACGCCCACAAGUACCGAACUGCUAAAGAAAUCAAGCGUGUAUCGUCUCGACCCCUUCCUAGACAAAAAUGGAAUUCUUCGAGUUGGAGGAAGAUUACGUCGGUCAGACCAAGAAUACGCCGAGAAACACCCUGCAAUCCUUCCCAAGAAACGUCAUCUUUCACAUCUACUCAUCCACCAUUUCCACAACAAGGUUCACCACCAAGGACACCUUAUCACCCUUGGCGCAGUUCGAACAGCUGGAUAUUGGAUAAUCGGAGCUAGUCGAAUGGUGUCGAAAAUACUCAAUGAUUGUGUGACGUGUAGAAGACUUCGGGGAAAGUUUUUAACUCAGCACAUGGCUGAUCUACCUUCAGAGAGAACCGAAACUCCCCCUCCAUUUACCAAUGUCGGAUUCGAUGUUUUUGGACCAAGGACUAUCCAUACCAGGCGGACGAGAGGCGGGAUAGCCAACUCUAAAAGGUGGAGAUUAAUCUUUACGUGCUUGAACAGCCGUGCAAUCCAUAUUGAAGUUUUAGAAGCCAUGGAUUCCAGUUCCUUUAUUUGCGCAUUACGACGUUUUCUAUCCAUUAGAGGUCCAGUUUCCAAACUGAGAUGUGACUGUGGCACAAACUUUAUAGGGGGAAAGUCAGAACUGGACCAGGCGUCUAAAGAUGCGGAAUUAGCAAAUAUCAAACGAUGGGUCACAGAACAAAAUUGUGAGUGGCUCUUCAACCCACCCCACACGUCUCACUUUGGGGGAGUGUGGGAACGACAGAUUGGGACAGUACGUCGCAUCCUGGAUGCUAUGAUGCUCAAGAUUGGACCUUCUCAACUUACGCACGAAGUGCUUACGACACUUAUGGCAGAAGUAACCGGAAUAGUUAAUGCUCGACCAAUUGCCUUGAUACCAACUGAUAUCAACCAACCGCAACCUCUGACGCCAGCUAUGCUACUAACGAUGAAAACAAAACCACUUCUUCCCCCACCAGGAGUGUUCGUCCAUCAAGAUUCAUACUCUAAAAAACAUUGGCGAAGAGUCCAGUACUUAGCUGACCAAUUUUGGAUCCGGUGGAGACACAAGUAUCUGCAAAUGCUGCAACCAAGAUCAAAAUGGAACGAACGCCAUCCAGACCUCAAGGUUGACGACGUUGUCCUUAUGAAAGACGACGCCCACCGAAAUCAAUGGCCAAUGGGAAGAGUGGUGGACGCCAUCAGAAGCGAAGACAACAAGGUCCGAAAAGUGAAGAUUGCCGUGUUGAAAGACGGGGCAGAAAAGAUAUAUUUACGUCCGAUCAAGGAAUUGGUCCUGCUUGUACGUGCAAAGACUCAAUCCAGGGAAUGUGAUACCUCAUCAUAAUAGGGCGUAGCAAGACCUUCGGUCUUGGGCGAGGAGUGUCAUGUUUCGAUAUGCAAAUUUAUCAAGGACGGUACGAUAUAAAAAGCGUGAAAUUACUUUUAUAUAGUUAGUUGGGGUUGACUACAGAACAAACUUUUUACCGGUGCUUAUAAUGGGGAUUAUCAUGGCUUCAAAGCGAAGCCAACCUGUAUGAACACUUUGUUUUUUUUUGUUUGCUCAUUUAAUAUAUUUCUAGACUUCUAAGCGAAGUCAAGCUUGAAUACUUUUGUUUUAUAUUGUGAAAUAACACUGGUUGGAGCUACGCUCCCAUUCAGGGGACGCGAUACUGUGUCUUAAUGACAUUACGUUCUGCCUGCACUAUAAAACGUUUCGGUUACAAUCCCGACAUCUGCCCUCAAUAACCAUACUCGGAUCGCGGCAAAGCGUCAUCUGAAUGCCGGACUAUCGUCACGCGGUAAAAGGGUAAAAAAUGACACGAUGUUCUGGCUGCACCGAAAUCGUUACUCCAGAUAUACAUGAGCUCAGUGGUAUAUAUGCACAGACUAAGCAUGAGCUUGGGUUAGCUGUGUUUGUAAAAGUGUUUUCAAACAUGGCCGGCGAAAGAGAAGAUAAACCUCAUGCUGUUGAGAAUUCGAGCUAAUCAACGUUGUCUAAAGCGGUUAACUCGCUAGAAAGGUCGGUGAAUUUACUUAAAGAGUCGACUUUACAACAACCUGUGAAUGAUGAUCUUAGAGCUUCGCAAAAUCGGGCAAUUGUUAACUAUCGGUAAGUUUUUUCCCCAGCCUGGGGCCAGUUGUUCAAAGCUGGGUUAUCCUAACCCUGGGUUAACUUAAAAUUCAAAGCAAACUUCCCAAGGGCUUGUUUAUAGAUUUGGAAAUGUUUCUUCUGAGAUCUUAUCUGAAUCGAUAGGAGUUCAGUUCUCUGAAGUUUUGAAAUAAACAGACGUGCAGAACAAAACAGCAGGUUAAAUUUUCACCCAGGGUUAGCGCUAAACCACCUUUGAACAAUCGGCCCCAGGUCUAUAUAUUUGCAGAAAACUUGUACACCACUUGUUAUUAAUCUCAUCCGUGUUCGUUUAAAGAAACAACAAAAUAAGUUCAAAACAGUUUGAAGUUCAAAACAGUUUAAAGUUUAGAAGUUGAAAUUGCAAGAAUAUGUUCUUUUACAAAUUUGACAAUUGAAGGUGGAUAAAAGUUUUCUUUCUGGGAACCUGGAUUUUAUUAGACCAAGAAAUAACAAAGUUACCAAGGACACUGCAGAUCUUGUCAUUCCAGAGGGGGGGGGGGGCAAGGCUGCAGGGGCUUCGGUGGCCAAGUGGUUAGCACACUUGCCUUUCACCUCUGAGGCUGCAGGUUCGAGUCUCACUAAGUACCUUCUCAGUGCGACUCGAACCCAGUCCCCAUGUGAAAAGAGUAAAAGUCAAUGCUCUGCCGAAAGCCGUGGGUUUUCCCCGGGUACUCCGGUUUCCUCCCACUGGGAAAGUUGACAGGGUGGGUUAGGUAAAAAAGGGCCCACAUUAAUUGGCAUAUGCUGUUGUGGUGACCCUGCCCUAGUUGGCAAAGCUAAAUAAAUAAAUAAAUUACUUCAUUUAAAAAUUACAAUUCACAUUGCUUUAUAGACGUUUUUGAAAUUUUGUUUCCAAUUUUUUAUGAGCACAAUAGUACAUUCAAUUGACUGGUGUUUUUUCAAGAGGAUUUGUUUGCACAAUGAAAUGCACUGCUUAAUCUAUUGGGUGAGGGGGGGGGGGAGAUGUUACCAGAAUAUUAAUAUUUAGAUCUCAAUUUGUGUUGCAAUUUCUAGUGCGAUUUUCUUCUGAUGGAUGUGAAUGAGUAGAUGAGUUAUGAAUGUUCUGAGUAUAUACUGUAUACCCUCAUCUGAACAUUCAUAACUCAUUCACUUGUUCACAUCCAUCAGAAGAAGAAAAUCGCACUAGAAAUUGUCGGUGUAAACAUGCCUUCUUAAGCCUGAAAAUGCAAUUGAAAUUUGUCAUUCCCAGCUUACAUUUAUUUUUACUUCAUACUUGACUCUCAGUAGUGCAAUAUAAUUAUCAAUGAUUUUUUUAUAGGAAUAUAUUUCCUGGCCCAUCAGUAAUGGACCAGCCAACAACCUCACAAAAUUAUUUGGCAGGAAAUAUUGUUUCUCAUAGUUCUGGAAAUUCACAGUCUACCUUGAGUAAGAGCAAAGCUAGUAUGCCAGCAUCAUCUGCUAGGCAAUCUUGGCCAGGUAAUUACCAAAGUUGUAAGCGCAGUUAUCAAAGUACACUCAGUUCAAGAAGAAACAAAGGCAAGUCUUAUUUUCAACCAUACAAGAUCAAAGAAACGUGGACACAUGAAUUUUGUGUUGUAGCUAACAAAGAUCAGAGGAAAGUUCCAUCUACUGCAUAUAAACAAGAACUGCAUGAAGCUGGACUUGGGCAAAAGACUGUUAUCUUUAAAAAUAAAAGAGGGGAAUUCAGGCACAUCCAAGAAGAGCUAUUUAACCGUUUCAGCAAACUACAACAAGCUGGUGGUUUUGAUCUAUAUAGGCAAAGCUCUGGCAAAGACCUAAUUUACAUAAAACCUCCUCCAAAUGGCUACACAAUUCCGUUUUUGAAGAAUGACUAUGGAAUUAAAUCGGCAAUAAUAUAUGUGUUGCCAAUUCAAAGAAACCUUACAAUGGAUCCAGAAGUUGUUGAAGAAAAUGUACAUGUAGGUAUUAUUGCAACUAUGGUACUUAAUACUCUUUGAUAUAAAGACCAACAGAUAGAUAAAUAAAUGUAUUUAAUGAUAGUUGAUUUCACGACCACAAAUGUUCUGAACUUUGUUGCAAAGUUUGCAAGUUUGUUGCGAAGUUCAAAAGUUCAUAAUGAGAUUCACAAAUUGGCUUCUUUUACUACAGGGACCAAUCAGGGGCUUUGUUUACAAAUUGGCUUGUGAAUUCCAAUAUGAACGUCCGAAUUUUGCAAUGAACUUGCAAACUUUGCAACAAAGUUUGGAACAUUUGUGGUCAAAGUUUUGUGAAAUCGACUGUAAAACAAGGUGGUUCUAUCACUAUCUACCCUGAAAGCAGAGCUUGAUUUUUCUGCCGAUCUUGUGUUUAGUUCGUCCGCCAUAUACAGUAUGUCCAAAAUUUAAAACUUAAUCAAAGUUUGCCUGACAAUAAUUAAGCCUAUGAAUUGCCUAGAUUUACUAAAAAGUGAACCUAGGCAUUGUAAGUCAGGUAAAAUAAACUAGCAAGAUAGCAAUUGUAAAAAUAUAGUAAUAGUUUGAUUUCACAACUGACAAACACUAUAUCUAUUUAAAAUACAUUUGAGAAUGUUUUUGUCAUGCUCUAAUUGUACAGCAUGUGCAGUGUACGUGCAUAGCUUGUUAAUUGCGAUGACUGUAUUUGAUUGGUUCUGUAAAUUUAGCAGUCAUUCUAAAAAUAUAAGUGAUUCUUUUGACAUGUUUUGACAUAUUGGAAACAGAGCAUGCUCAGCAGAAAUCAAAGACAGGCAGAGCCUUAUUUUAUCCGCGAGGAGAAAUCAGGCUCUAUUCUUAUGGUAAUCAUACUGUCAGAAAUAAAAAUUACAAAUUAAUUUCUUCAUUUAGCAUGAGGAAUUAUUUCAUUUUUUUUAAAAGUGUAUAUAUUAAAAUGUUUAUACAGCUGAUUCAAUUAAGGUUGUCCUUCCAAAACCAUAAACAUUAAACUUUGAGAGUACAAGGGAUGAUUGGUUUUCACCUAUUAUGCUUUCAAACUCAGAAAAUUGCCUUUGCAGCAAGUAUGUUUUUAGAGCUGUGCGCUGGAGUGCCGGAGCUCCGGCAUAUUUUGCCUGAGCCGGAGUUGGAAAACUUUGGCAAAAACUCCGGCAGACAAAAUUAUGAAAAAUUAUUUCAUAUUUCAAUGAACAUUUGGUAUUAAAUGGAAAAUGAAGUUGUUUACUAAUAUAUUACUAUUUUUAUGUUGUUUUACUAUAUAUUACUAUGUUGUUUACUAUUAAUAGUGUUGUAAAAAGGUGUUUAAAAAAGAUAAAUUAUGAAAUUACACUGAAAUACUUUCACCUGCUUCCACUUUUACUGUCGAGGCAAUGGAAGUGUUGAUAAAAUAUUGCACCAAUUCCUUUCCUCAAGUUGAUCAAUUCAUUUGAAAGAAAAUUGAUCAACUUCCUGUUACUUUUAGAUAAGCCAAUUAGAUUUCGUUUCAGAACCGAUUGACCAAUAGGAAACGCACAGGAAGUAAAAAGAAAUCAGUUGAAUAUGUAUGAAUUGAUCAACUUGAGGAAAUGAAUUCAUGCAAUAUUUAUCAACACUUCCAUUGCAUCGACAGUAAAUAUGAAGUUUCCUUGCCGGAGUUUUGACUGCCGGAGCUAAAAUAACCGGAGUUUGCACAGUUCUAUAUGUUUUCCGUUGUGAGUCUUCUAUAUGUCUGAGGUAUUCUUGCAAAGCCAAAUUUCAAAGUUUAUGAGUCUAAUAAGCAAUAACCCAUCAUCCCUUGCACACUCACAGUUUAAGGUUUCAGUUUAUUGGAAGGACAACCUUAAUUGAAUUAGGCUAGCUGUAUAUGACAAUCAUGUUAUUAUGCUGGAAUUUGUCUUUCUAUGGGGCAAUGGGGGUGGGUGGUUGUCACAAGCAUUUCAUGGAAAUCAUUUGUUUUUUUGGUGAAAAGAAAAAAAAAUCUUUGCUCAGUUGGAGAGGGGAAAUUAUUUCUAAAUGUCAUCUUCAAAACAAAUUUUGUGUAAACAAGGUAAUCAUAAAAGCUUAUGAAGCAUCCAUUGUUUUAUCCACACACACAUACAUUAUGCCACAAAGCACUUUUCGAAAUUAGUCACCGGUCAGGUGGUGAUGAUUCCUAUACAGAUGAAACAGGUUACUACGUAGUGGAAACUUUUUGAUGUAUCAAAACUAAAUCUAUUUGCUCUAUCUAUAUGGUAUUCAGCACUCUUUGGCAUUUCGUGAACCAAAACGUACUCGUAUAACUAUAGCGCUUGAGAUGUAAUUUGUAUUUCAAAUAUGUAUGUAGUUAAUAGUUACUAUGAAACAAAAGUGUAAUGAUAGUUUUCUCAAAUAGGUUGAUAAUGAGAAUGUUGAAAAACAGGAAUGCUAUAAUUGUUGCCAAGAAAUACCUUUAUACCAACUAUGCGAGCAUCUUGAAUCAUGCUCUCAAGAAGUACCAUCCAAGGUUAUCAAGGUACUGUAAUUAUUUUGCAACUUUAAUUCUUCUCUAAUUCCAUACCUUUUUCAAAGCUGCCCUUAUUGGUAAAAUUAAUGGUGUUUUUUACUUCUAUACUCUCCUUUUGGAUGAUCUUGAUAUAUCAUCAUGCGUUGCAUUAAAGUAAAUUAGGAAAGUAGAGGGCAUUAUACUGGCAUUGCAGAUGAUCAUGUCUAUCAGAAGCUACAAACAAACAAGCAACUUAAAUACAAAUACAAAACAAGUGUAUCAGGUCUAUCAGAAGCUACAAACAAACAAGCAAGCAACUUAAAUACAAAUGCAAAACAAGUAACUCCAAAGAUUGAUAACAUUUUUAUAUUUAUAAAAAUGCUAACAUUUAUAAUAAAUUUAUAUUUGAUAUAAAAAUGUUAUCGAUCUUUGGAGUUACACUCGUUUUGUAUUUUGUUAAAAUACUCAGUGGUUCUAAAAAUACAAAUACAGUGCGCUUCUAUUGAUAGAAGCUCUCCAUAUCAAGUUUUAAAAGCCUGAAAUAAACUGAUGGAAUCUUACAGACUCGCACUUUUCUCAUAGCUUUCCACGUGACUCUUUGUCUUCCGCUAUUAACUAUUUGCCUUCACACAUUCUAACACUACGCUUUAUUUUCAUGUAUUAUGUAUGACAUCAUCAUGCUUGUGUAUAUGUAUAUACCUACUUUAGUUUUGUAUUGCUAUUCCAAAGAAUUUGAAGAAAUUCGAAAUUUUACUGUAUCAGAGAGUCUUAAGAUGUCUCUCUUGUUCUUUGGAGAUUGCUUCGUACUGUAUUUCUUGUGUACUUUUAUUUUAAUAGCUUAUGGAUGAUGGUGAAAAAGACGACGAAUCUGUUGACGACUUACCUACCUGCUCGUUUUUGGAGUCAGAUGACUUGACAGGUAUACCGUCUGUUUGAUAUAAUUGAAUUUCCAUUUGCAUUGUUCAUAACCCAAGUGGUUCCUUGUGCUGAUAAUACAACAUAGUAUUAUUAAAUCACUGUAUUUCUUUUGAACUAGUGCAUUCUCAAAGUCAGUCUGAUUUAUCACAUCUGCAAAAUAUCUUCCCACAUAAAUCUAUGGAUACUCUGAAGUCAACACUUGAAUCUAGUUACAAUGUAUCGGACGCUGUAGAUAAACUUCUUGAUUCAGGUAUAUCGUUUUUCACUUAAUGGUUUCCCACAUUCUUGACUUAAUAUUUUAUUGACUUAAUAAUGCUGAUGCGGUAUAUAUGAAUCUGUCAAUCUUAAAGUCUUUGACUCAAGCAGUGCUAAUAGUCGUUGGCGCAAGCUUUGUGAUGUUAUUUUCAUGUAGUUUUGCAUUUGCACGAUUUCUAUCAUUUAUGUAUUCAUGACGACAAUUCUGUGAACAUUUUUUCCAUUGCCAUCAACAGAUCGACGAUAUUGAAAACUUUGACAACGUUCCGCCGGAGAUAAACGCAACUCUAGCGAAUGCAGGUUUCACGAAACUCCUGUCAAAAGAUAACAAGAGAAGUGCGAUGGCUAGUUUAAUGAUUCAUUGUAUCAUCUCAAGUAGAAAGGCAGAACUAGACCAGUUCGCACAAGGACUGGAUCCACUGCUCAGAGAGGCGAAGAAAGCACCAGAAAUGUUUAAACCUCUAUUUGUGUACAAUCAGAGUAUAAUAAAACUAAAUGCAGAAAACUUCAAGGACCUUCUUGAUAUCAGUUGUUUGGAGGACGACUUGAAAGAACACCCUCAACAAGUACAUUGAGAGCAAAGGUACAUGUCCCUGAUGUAUGUUGUUAUUUAUCUACUUGUCAAUAUACCGUUUACAAUAGACAGCACAGAAAUAAUACAGGGACAUUCAAAGCCACAUCAGUAGACACCACAACCUGUUCAGAAGUUGUGACAUUUUUGGCUUUGAAAUGUAGGUCAACCGAAUCCCGUUUAGAACAAACCAUAUUGUUUAACAGUAAUUGGUAAAUGUUGCCAUGGUAUUCUGACUAUAAUCGCAUAAUUUUUUACACAUGUAGGUGAAGGUCAACUGGAAAAAUUACUCUUUUUUUGCACUGGUGUUAGUUCCGUUCCGCCUUUGGGCUUCAUUAAGCCAUCCAAGAUUAGUGUUACCUCAACAGAAAGUGUGCUACCGAAUGCUAACACCUGUCCCAUGGAGCUAGAACUUCCUACUAAAAAUGCUAGCUUUGAUGAAUUUAGCAGACAAAUGGAUUCAGCAUUGGAUAUACAGAGCAGUGGAUUUGGAGUCCCAUAAGGUCGUUGCCGUUCUUUUUCCAUUGAAUCGCAGUUAGGGUGAAUUUUGUUGUUUUUCUUUAAAACAAACAAAACCAUUAUGUUAGUAUUAAAAAUAUUGUAACUGAGCUAUUUAUUUGUGUCUGAAAUAGUGUAGCAUUUUUGUUGUGUUAUGAGUUUGUCCACCUUUUUCACAGGCUGCUAUACAGGGUGUAUAAAAAAAAGGUAAUCGAACUUCAGCGCGCUAUUAUACGUGAAUUACUUGGCGUAUGAACAAUUGGUUUUCAUAUUCGGAAAGAUCAGGCUUUUAGCUAUUGAACAACAUGCUUUUCAUGCCUAGUGGAGAAAAAAUAAGCAUGUACGAGGCUGAUUAAAAAUGUUAGUCAAACUUUACGUUCAGUCGUAACAAUCUUUAAGAAUUUUAAAAAUAAUUUUAAAACAGUUGAUAUUGUUUUAUUGCGAAUAAUGUUGGAUGAAUAGUAAUUCUUUAUUAUUACUGUUACUUUUAAUGGUAUAAACUAUUGGGAGCAAUGAAAUGCAUAGUCAAAUCGGAGAGUUCUGAUUUUUGGAAGGUAAAACUAAAUGAAAGCCAACUUUUUUACAACUAGACAUAAUUUUUUUAUGAAAUAUCUCGAUCGACUCGAUGUUUUCUUUUAACUAACAUGUAAUGAUAGAUCUAAAUUUCACAAGCGACAAAGACAAAAAGAUGGAAGACUACGAUUUUACGCUUGUUCUAAAUCUCUCUGUUUGUAUGUAAAUCAUUGCCAUUAUAAGGAUGCCAGAGUUACAGUUCAGAUUAUUUAAAUUAAUUACAGUUCGAAUUAGGAAAAUAGAAAUUGUUGUAAAAAAAGGUUGGCAUGGUUUGUGCGUGGUUUUAUCUGUCCGUAAUCAUAACUUUCAGUUUUACAUCUCUGCCUAUGGUCAUACCUCAUAAAAGUUAUUGUUAAAUUAAAAUUGUUAUUCGUUGCUUGACACUUUACUGAUUACAAAGGAUAACACUUCUUGAUAAAUAUCUGUUCCAUGUUGAGUGGUAUUACGUAGUGGAUCAAUUACUGCCCUAAGCAUUUCAUAAUCAGUUGCUGUUAAAGGUGAUUGCGUUGCAGGAACAUCCACUUAAACUGUUUCACCAACAGCCAUAGGGCCUUCCCAGUCAACUCCAUACAUCUGUAAUCAGUAUAGGUUUGAAAAUGUCACUCAACCAUGUAAAUUUGUCACUGUAAUUUGCAGUGUAAGAGUAGUGGGUACAAGCAGUGAGCUUCGGCAGGGGAUUUGGGUUAAAGCCUUUCACACAAAAUAGGAGGGGUGAAGCAAAAUUUUGAUGGGGUUGAACACUUUAUUAGAGGGGUUAGAGAGAUUGUAGGGGGGGGGGGGGUUAACCCCCCAGUAAAUCCACCAAGCAUGAAACUAGUUUCUCGUGUAAGUCUUGUUAUUCUUGUUCAAUAUAAACUCUUUUCCAUUUAAAAAAUAUAGAAAAAGAUAUUUUAUGCCCAAACUUAACUUUUACUGUUAUGUAGGGUGGCCACAAUUUUUGCUUUGUUUUGAAGCAGAUUGGCCAUUAUGUGCGACUGUUCUAAGCUGAUUGGUUGAGUUUAGAUAUCAUUGUUUAUCCACCAAUCAGAUCACUUUGCUGCAGAAUUUUGGACUGCUACUGAUUUUUGCACUGUUGUUACAGAAUGAAUACCACUAUUUAUAUCCAAAAGCAGGCUGCAUUGAAUACCACUAUUUACCUUGUCACACAAUAAUAACUAUCGCAGAUAUCAAACCUGUAACAAACCUGUACUUCAUUUUCUUGUAAUUCGUGAGCAAUAAGAUGCUGAGAAUUUGCUAUGGAGUACACAGUCCAGAGAACCAGAGCCUGAUAGGCGACUUAUUAUUGGCUGUCCUUAUUGGUUUUCUGUUCCAUCCCUCAAUAAACAACUGUAAGUGGUGGUCUAUGCGAGGUUGAUAGAUGUGCUGGAGGCACCAAAUGUGUAUUUCAUCUCCAGGGUCUAACAAACCAAUAUCUUCCAUAUAGUGAAAGAGGUUGUAGUAGACAUACGUACAUCCUGUGAAGACAUCUGUCCACAAUCGUUCUGGAAAACAUAAGUAGAUUUUCAAUAUGUAAUUAUGUAAUACAACUCAAUCAUACCAAGAAUUAAAAAUUUAAUUUGAUUGCUUUAUUACUUAUGUAUGGUGAAACACACUAAUGUCCACUCAGUUGUACUCAUACAUGUGACUGCAUGUACUCUAAAUUCAUUUUGCAGUUAUAAAAAUUAUUAUCUUAAACAUAAAUCACAUGAAUUUCAGCUCUGCCUCUGGAAUCUUGAGCUGAAAAUCCAAAAUUGUUGGAAUAAAACGUUACCAAUUCUUUGAUUGUGUACACUUCGUCCAGCAAUGAAACUCCCUCUGUCAGGACCUCUGUCCUUGUGUGUCAACAUGAACCAUGCCACAUCUGCAUUUUCUCCACCAUGGUCUCCUAAUGCAUACAUAUGUAUUUUGAAUUAGAAUUCUGAAACUCAUUAAUAAUUAAUGAAAAGCACAAAUUAAAGAAAUUAACUUAAAGAGACAUAGAUAAUAUUAAGCAAACUUUAGAGACAAAUUCUUAAAAUGUUGAUGUUUUAGGAAAUCAGAUAAUAAACAGGUGCCCCUUUGUGUAUUAUAUGUACUAUUAAAUGCACGUCAUAUUACCUUUACAGAAUGAUUUUUUUUCCAAUCGCAGUGCAUUCGUAAUUUUGAUACCCUAUAUAUGAUCGCACUCUUAUAUGACACGCAUUAUAACUAAUACACUUACCCGUGAAGGUAAACCAUACCUAUCCACACCACUUAGGAAGCAAGAUAACACAGUUGAAGCUUUAUUGUCUGUUGAACACCUUAAGAAAAUUAUCGUACAGGAAAAACCAUCAAUCAUACCAUGUAUUACAAACCGCCAUCGUAUCAGUUUAUGAUUCCCAUCGAGGUGGUAAAGCGCUCUAGGCGAGUAUACAUUAUACCCUCUUCGCUGUAUAAUUCGACUUUCCAAUGUUCUAAGUAGAACUCCAUUUGGAUCCACUCUGUGCAUACUUUCCCUAACUCCCAUCUCCUUUACACGCAACCCUCGCGCAGCAAGAUGGCCCAACAUUCGCCUGUAUCCACAGUUAGGGAACAACUCGAGAACCUUGUUCAUCAAGGUAUUCAUUGGUAAUAUCAGAGUAUUUCUGUCCGACUGACAAUGAAUACAGCGCCAAUCUUCUUUUCACUGUGCUUUUAGAUGUUCCAAGCAUAUCUGCCAUUUCUGGAACAGAAAAACCCAAAUCUAAGAAUAGUGACCUGCUCUUUAGGUAUAUCAUAAGAAGGCCUUCCCCUGUCAUUUGUGAAAAUUAUUGAAGCAUGGUAUCCAACAACCUGAGAGCGUUGCUGAUCUUCUGUUAUAAUUCGUUCGGCCUCAUCCAAAUAUCGAUAGAUGUCUUAGGGAAUAUUUAUCACCCCUUCACAUCUUGGAAGAAAACUUUUCAUUGAGUCAAUUCGAUAGGUUAUGCUGUCAUAAGUAUCUUCAUUCGGUGUGCUUUCUAACAUACGGCAAAUUUCCCGGACAUUUCUUGUAUAGUGUUGAAGUAAUUGAUCUCUAAAAUCGUAGUCGGCCAUGUUUUACUGUAAUAAAUCAAUAUAAAAUAUACCACUGAGCUCAUGUAUAUCUGGAAUAACGAUUUCGGUGCAGCCAGAACAUCGUGUCAUUUUUUACCCUUUUACUGCAUGACGAUGGUCCGGCAUUCAGAUGACGCUUUGCCGAGAUCCGAGUAUGGUUUUUGAGGGCAGAGGUCGGGAUAGUAACCGAAACGUUUUAUAGUGCAGGCGGAACGUAAUGUCAUUAAGACACAGUGCUACGUUUUAUAGUGCAGGCGGAACGUAAUGUCAUUAAGACACAGUGCUCAACCGUGUGGCCAGAACAUAACAUUGUGCAGAGAGACGUGUAAGCGUGACGUAAAGUCAAAACCGUGUGGCCAGAACAUAACAUUGUGCAGAGAGAACGUUGUGUAAGCGUGACAUAAAGUCAAACCGUGUGGCCAGAACAUAACAUUGUGCAGAGAGAACGUUGUGUAAGCGUGACAUAAAGUCAAACCGUGUGGCCACAAAGACGUGUCGUUAUGUUGCAACAUCAUACGAAACAAGUAGUCUUGUAUUUUUGAACCAGAUACCGCUCCAUAUAUAAAUAUGAGUAAUCAUGCUUUGAAUAGGGAUGAAGGUGCCUAUUUGCCAGAGGGAUACAUGCAUCUCAUUGGUAGGUGACGUCGUUCCUUGGGUAUUUAAGAGGCUGUUUCCAUAAAAACCUCCAGGUCAAUGUGGGGCUCAAAAAUAGAUUUCUCUCAUACUCUAGUACUUUGAACAUCUAUCCUUUGGAACAUUUAAAAUGGAUUUCAUUUUACUCAAAUUUCCUUUAAAUUAUUUUUGGGGGCGAUUGAUGUUUGAUUGGCUGGUAACCAACAUGAACUCUGAAUGAAUGCAAAAUAUUGACAUAUUUUCAGCACUAUUUUUUAAAUCAAAUUCAUACCUAAAUUUCAAAAGUUUUGCUCAGAAUUAUAGACUUAUCCUUCUAUUUUCGUUGGCGAUAUGACUUAGAUAAUUAUUCUUUGGUAUAAAAUAGAAAACAGCACAGUUAUUGACCCUCCUGAAAGGAUAACAGAUAUAGUCUCAACAUACAGGGUGUAUCAAAAAAAGCGCAAUCCUCGACUGAAAUGUAAAGUGCUAAACAAAUAAUAGACGAAAACGUUAAAGUUUACAUUCAUUUUAAAGCGUAGCCAUUCAGCUUUCUAACAGUGGGUUGUUUCUUAAAUUUGACUCAUUGGUUCGCGGGUAAUAAUACUUUACGUUAUUGCGAUUGGAGAUUAAAAAAAUUGAGAUGGAAUAACAAAUCGUUCUCAUGAAAAUAACUGAUUUUUUCAUUAAAACAAAAAAAUGUUGCAUUUUAAUAAAUGGAUUGUAACAAUAAGUAUAAUUACGGCUUUUCUUCCGCUAUUUUUAACACAGUUUGAAACUUCAAAUGCGAUAUAAUUUUGGCUUGGACCAUCUAAGCUGUCUGACAUCAGCUUGCUAUAAUUUCUGUUUACAUUACAUCGCAAUUCGAUGACACUCUGGCUCAGACAUGUACCAGAAUGUUUUGAUUCUAUUAUUUUUAGCAUUCGUUUACAGAAUGUUUUGAUUCUAUUAUUUUUAGCAUUCGUUUAGGAUUUUCAAACAACCUGGUCUCUUUUAAAAUACUUUUAAUUUGUUCUUACGUGGUUUUCCAGAUGUAGUGACGACAACAUUAAAGUUUAAAGAAGAAAAUUCUAACAUUUAAACCGACUAAACAAUAACAUAGUAAACUUGCAUAAUUAAACAGCAACUAAAAAUGAUAGGUUUUACGAAAUCUUUUCCUGUGCAAUUAUUACUAGCAUUGGAGACAAGAAUAAUAGUUUGUUUAAAAGAGAAAAGAACAGGCUUUGAAGUAAGCCUAAAAGCGUUUAACUAGAAAUAGUAUUUCGAAAGUUAUUAAGCACAAAAGAUGAAUUGCGUUUAUUUUGAUACACCCUGUAUAUCAACUUUGAAAGCUUAUUUCAAAAUCGUGGCAUUGAUUGGCACAUGACUUCAACUUUUUUAUAAACUACCAACAUUAGUCAACACAAAUCGCCAAUAAUAUCUUUCUGCUUUACCAUUUGACAAAAAUGACAAGCGCACAAACUUUGUAAAUUUUGAAAAUGUGUCGAAAUUGAACAUACUUUAUCGGUAAACCUAAUUAUGAUAUUAACAAAUAAAACCACCUUAAACUACACUGAAUGAAGCUUGAUUAUGUAAAUAUAUGUCUUUCAUCAUCAUUAUUCUUUGGUUUUGCACUCGAAAAAAAUUGUUCGAGUACAGUUGCUAGAAAACUAUCCUGAGCAAAACUAACAAAAUAUUGACAUUUUACAUCACAGCGAGUAUACAUUUCUUUCGGCCAGGGGUUUUCCCGGAGAUUUAAUUCGUGCAUUCUAACAAAAAUUUUAUAAAACAGUUUAAAAACCGUUGAAAAUUAUGUCUGUAGUAUGACCAUUUCGGAGUUUUCCAAUUUCAUUGAACAUUGUUAUUUGUUAAACAGGUGAAGGUAUUUGUUAAAGACCAUGUAAAGUCUGUUAUGCGCAUACUUUCUGUUCAUCGCUACAUUCCAAACGUCGGGACCUGACCAUUGGAAUGUUAAUAUAGGCAAUAAUAGUGUCAUAUUGAAAAUGGCAGACAAAUCAAGCACACAAGCAAGUUCCUCUUUGCAGCAAGGCGACGAGGCUCGUAUUAUUACUUGAGAAGACAAGGUUGCCAAAAAAAUAGCGAUAUUACACGGAGAGGGACAUAAGCAAGAUUUAUUUGUUCGAUCAGCACAUGAGAUGGCGAGAGUUGAUGAACAAGUUGGAGCUUAAAUCCGACAAGGACCUAGCAGCAAUAUUGCUGAACAAUUACAUGUCUCGCAAAAAUCAGCAUUUCAUUUAAAUGACUCAACUAGCAAUAUGAUUUAAUGUUAGUAUAUGUUUCAAAAGUGCUGCAGGUUUUUUUUAUGUUGUAUUGGUUCAUAUUAACACAUCUGUCUUCUUAAAAACAGUGAAGUUGAAACUCAAACUGGUGGUGAAGAGCCUCAACAGGUCUUCAAAACGACGCCAAGACAUAUUCAUUCGCCAGGUGAGUUACAGAUUAAACAGGAAUAAAAAUAAUAUAAUACGACAACAUGUAACUAUACUGACUUUCGUUUUUUUCCUGUUUAAAUAAAGCUGUGACUUCGACUUGGAAUUUGGAAAGAGCUGCACAUCGUUUCUUAACACCUAAACACCGGCAUUUCUGAAAAGACAAUGUUCCCCUCCCUUCACCAGCAAUGUAAGUUCUUAAAUGAAACAAUUUUAAUUUCUUAUGUAUUCAAUAUUAUAAUAUUUAAUUUUGCAACUAUUAAAAGUGUAUAUUCAAAGAAGUACCAAGAAGACUUAUUGCUGUAAGUGUUAGAGUUGUUUCCUGUAACUUUUCUUACAGGCAUCACAGGAAGCUAAGAAAAUGGUUUAUUAUAACACAGGGACUCAUAGCCAAAUAGUUAUAACAAAUCAGCACCUUGGUCUCUGUGAAUGAGAUUAGAACAUAUUUUUAUUUAUAAUAAAAUGUGUUUACAAUUAAUGGUAAGCCCUGGGCAUGCUCUGGAAGGUAUUUAUAAUUAGCCUUUUUCCCAAAAAAGAUCACAGUGCAUUCUGGAAUUGUUUGCAGGGAUAAAAAUAUACAGUGACAGGCGUGAUUGAAUGGGUUACGUUAAGCAUUAUUUUUUGCUAAUUUUAAAGGUCUCGAAUAAGCUACCUAUCGUCAAUAUUGAAGAGAACCAUAACUGUAAAUGAGAGCGAAGACAGUGACGAUUCGGAAGACAUGGAGGAGCUUAACCCACUAAAUAGCUCGUUGUAAGUUCAGACCUUAAAAGAUAUAAAAACAGGUUUUAGGUUUGUGCACAGUAUUUGUCAUGUGAAAUGACUCAACAUGGCAAGUUUCAACAUAUAUACUUUCAUUUUUAUUUUUUUUAUUUAUUUUUGCCCAAUUUUCCAAAGUACAAUAAAAUUUAACUAUUUACAUUUGUAUAAUCUAUACGUAGGGCUAGAGAUCUUUUAGAAACCCUUUUGGGCUUUUAUUUUAAGACCCCUAGUUAUAACAAAACUUUUAUUACUUUGUAUAAUUUCAUGAUGUCAUAAAAAUAGUACAUAAUAUAAUAACGAAAAUAUAUACAAUUGUGAGAGUCAGAGAGUGUUUAAAGGAAAAUUAGUCUAUUUACAAGAUUUUUCAGAUUUUUUAAACUUUAUACAUUAAAAUAGGAUGAUUAAUUAGCUGAUUGGUGUGAUAUAAAGUAUGUUUUCACAUUUUUUUUGAAAACCAUAUAUGAUCCAAUAUUUUUUAACUCCAUACUUAAAUUAUUCCAAAUGUCAAUACCUUUACUAACAACAGAUUGUUUUCUAUAGUUUGUUCUUGUAUAAACUUUAUGCAAUUUUUUUGAAUUUCACGUGCAAUGUUCAUGAAUGUUUGAAUUUUUUAUGAAGUAUACAUUAAAAAUGUCGGGUAAAUCAUUAGUACAGUUGCAAUGGUACAUAAAUAAGCUGGUAAGGUAAUCGUUAAUUUUGAAAAUAUUUAAUAUUUUCAAAUCAUUAAAAAGUUUUGUAUGUUCUGUGUAUGAUUUAAAUUUCAUUAAUCGAAUAAUCUUCUUUUGAAUUCUGAAAAGAUUUUCAAUUUUCGAAGGGUAUGUAGUACCCCAAGCUAAAUUACCAUAUGUAAGGUAUGGAUAAAUUAAAGCAUAAUAGGUCAACUUUAUAGUGUUCAAGUUUGUAAAAUGUCGCAAUUUUAAAAUUAGUCCAGUAAACUUGACAAUAGUUUUACAUAUAGAAUCGAUAUGAUUUUUCCACGUUAAAUUUUCAUCAAUUAGUACACCCAAAAAUUUUGUAUAAGAGACCUUUUGGAUCAAUUCAUUUCUUAUUUUUAUUGUAAUAUUAUGAGAUUCCAAUUUUUAAUUUUUUGAUUUGAAAAGAAUUAAUUUCGUUUUAGAAGCGUUAAUUGAUAAUUUAUUAGCAUUAAGCCAAUUCAUAAUUUUAUUCAUUUCUUCUUGCAUUAUAUUCGUUAAAGAGGUUAAGCAAGAAUUUGAAUAAAAAGCAUUUGUGUCAUCUGCAUACAAGACAAAUGAUAUAAUAUUACUACAAUUUUCAAUAUCAUUGAUAUAUAACAAAAAGAGCAAAGGUCCAAGUAUUGAUCCUUGAGGAACACCAGUAGUAAUAGUCAUUUCUGAUGAAUUGUAUUCUUUAUAUUUUACUAUUUGUUUUCUUUCUUUCAAAUAACUUUUAAACCAUUCAAUGCAUAAUCCUCUUAUACCAUAAUGUUCUAACUUCUUUAUAAGAAUUUCAUGGUUGACUGUGUCAAAUGCUUUUGAGAGAUCAAGGAAAAUUAAACAUUUGGCAUAUAAUUUGUACUUAGAAUGUAACUGUUCCUUUGUCUUUUUAUUAUUGUCAUUUUUUAUAGGCUCCAAGUAGAUGACCUUGAGAAAACGUCCCUUGAAAGUGAGGUGUAUGAUCUGGAUGUCGAAGGGCAGGAUGAUAUCAGAGCAAGUGUCUAGCUCCACUAACAAUGAAGACAUCAAAGAGGAAAUCAUACAACCUGCAGAUGUUUUCAAGACAGAGUACUGUAUUGUAGCAGCAACAAAUUUGAUACAAUUACUCUACAGAGUUCAUGGCAAAAUAUGUAAGCAACCUGGACAUGACCAACUAUUGAAUUCCAAGAAACAUAUCAUGGCACAUGUCUUGUGGUUACUUGUGACUUGUGUUCUGUUCUUGUUAUAUCUUUAGCAAAUGUCACAUUGACUGCUACAUACAAUAUCAAUUGAAAUAUAUUUCUUUAUAUUUGCUUUAUUAUAUAAAAUUCGUUUCAUUAUUUGUUUUUUUUUCCAUAAUUUAACAUUAGGGUAUCUUUGUCUACAGAUUACAAUGCUUACCGGUGCCAUAUUUCAUUGCAAACACAACACAAGUAGUACUGUAGGAGUAGUAAACCCCCUGGAGGGCCUAUAUAUGUAUAUAUAUAUAUAUUACUAAUAGUACACAUUAUAGGGUGGCAGAUCAUGCAGUACUAGGAUUCUGAGACAACCGAGUCAAGCCAUGUAGACAUUGAGACAUGUCCCCCAAUCUAUAUGUUAAAAGAGGCUGUGACACCCCCACCAAACAACUUGCAAGUGGGCAAUGCCCUAGGCCUACCUUUAUUCUGCUCAGUAAUGGCAGAUAUAGAGAACUUAGUUUCAUCUGAAAAGAAAUCUAACACUAAAAGAAAAGUAAACGUGUGGUGUUCAGCAGUUAACUGUUUGAAGAGUGAUAGUAUCACACUAUCACAUGUUGCUGGCUAUCUGCUCCAUAAAUGUUCACAAAAACACAGCUGCUCAACCUGAGUCAAAUGAUCUGGAUGACAACAAGACAUUAGAUUGUUAUUUCAAGAUAUAUGACCAAGACAAAUUCCAAUUUGGAGGUCUGCAUGUGCCUUCAGCUAGUUUCCUGGAGUAUGUUGUUCAACUUGAAGCAGUCUUUUUCGAAAACUUCUCUAUUUAUACAAAGGCAUUCCUCUGUUGGAAGUGAUAUCUUCAGGUUACUCAAGACAGAACCUGUGCCAUUCCAGCUGUUCUUGAGAAUGAGAAUAUAUUACUCACUGAAAUUUGCCAACCGUGAUUUUCGAACAACUAAGAAAAAAAAAGGGCAAAAAAUAUUUGAAUGUGUCGCAUCUUUAAUCGACAUGACUUCAAUCAUAAUCGUUCAUAUUUUUACUAAGUUUGACAUUUAUAUUGACAAUUUAGAACUUUAGAAGUGCCUAUACAGUGGUUAUUAUAUAGCUAUUGCCAUAAUUUGUUCAGGUAGCCUCUCAGAAGAGAGAACAAAAACCGAUCAACUUUGUUUGGCACAGAACUGAGAGGACCAUACUUAGUCAUACUAAAAAUAUUGUAAAGAUGAACACAGAAAAACAAGCUAUAGACCAAAAUAUACUGCUACAGUGCUACUGCUGCUAAGCAACCUUAUAAUAUAUAGUUAUAACAAUAGCACAGUUUGUCAUUGAAACAGCUUAAAUUCUAUUUGCGUUGAAUUACCAGUUAACCAUUAAAAUUUGAUAACUUACCUUUCUUUUACAAGUGGUAGGCAUAGGAAGAAGAAUUCGUCCACAAAACCAUGAAAUAACGCCAAUUUAAUUUGGUAAACAUUCAGCGCGGCUAAGCCCACUCCUAACACCUGACAUUCGUCGCGAUUUUCUGCAUUUUUGCUUGUUUAUUUUACUCCAAACCCGUCUAAAAUUAAGCAGUAUCCUUCUCUAUUUGUUUUUUAUCAAUCUGAACCCGACCGGCGCAAGAAAAUGGGAAAAUAUUGCCAUUUAAGUGUAAAAACCAUGUUGCUGUAGUACAAUCUUCACUCCUCUUUCCUUACUAAGAACAUGGCGGCCAAACCGGAAGUCAGAUGAUUCUGUUAGACACUUUGCACCCCCGAAUGAACUUACUGCUCAGUCCUUAUACUGUGCUUCAGGCUCGCUCGAUACGCAGGAAAAAAAGGGAAUCCUUGAUAUAUAGCUUCAAGUCAAGACCCGUCGGAAAAUGGUCAAUUAGAGACCUUUAGAUUGACGUUUACGGCAAAUGUCAAACCGCUAGCGAGAUUUUUAAUUGUACAGCUCUAUUAUAAUAGCUUUUACACCAGUUUUGAAAUAUGUUAAACUUAUUAAAGUUGUGCUCUUUAGCAAUGAUUUAAGAAAAGCUAUUAUAAUAGAGUUGUAAAAUCAAAAACCUAGCUAGCGGUUUGACGUUUGCCGUGAACGUCAAUCUAAAGGUCUCUCAUGUUUGUCGGAAUCUUUAAUUGCUGUGAAGCAUCGGAAAAAGUGAUACGGAAAUCGCGAAAAGUGCUACGAAAGUAAUUGUGAUGUGCGGAAAGUUUUUUUUUUAACCAAAAAAGGUGUCGGGGAGAUCAUAGUUAAAAUGUUAUGGUACGGAAAUUUUUUUUGGCCCCACCUGGGUUUUUUUGCUGGCCCCCUCUGACCAAAAAUCCUGGCUACGCCUCUGUAAUAUAAUAGUUAGAUUAUCCAUGUACUAAAAAUUUUACCGUGUUUAAAUAAAUUUGUAUUGAUUGAUUGUGUGCCAACGUCUGAGCAGGCGUCUUGUUUAACAAGUGUUUUCUGACCAUCAGAAUUCCGCAAAAUCUUCCCCCAAAGUCCAGGAAAUGGCAUUUGAGAGACUCUAGGUUCAAAAAUUUUCCCGGGGAGAAUGCCUCCGGAACCCCAUACAAUGCUUGUGCCUACAGUGCUCGCCUCUUCCUACAGUGCUUCGCUGCCAAACGGCUACAACACCUGUACCGAGUAUCAAGGAAAAGUGCCGCCCGUAAGAUCUUUGUGGAUGAAAGUCCAGGCUAUGACGGUACUAUCGACAAUGCCACCACCUACUUUACCGAAACCUUUGGUCCUCGUACAUGUGAUCCUGCCAAACUCCUCGAGGAACUGUCAUCCUUCGGCUGAACCUGAUAACUCCUUGUUUCGAUGCACCCUCUCCAGACGAGCUUGCCACCAAACUUCGCUCCAUGUGCAACUCUGCCCCUGGUCAAGCCCGAUUAGAAUACCGCCACCUGCGUCUGUUAGAUCCCAAAUGCAAAAUCUUGGCCAAAAUGUUCCGCCACUGCUUUGAUGCGAAAGAUGUCCCUGCAGCUUGGAAAUCUGCCACCACCAUCUUAAUUCACAAAAAGGAGCACACCUCCGACGCGAGCAAUUUCUGACCCAUUGCCUUGAUGUCCUGCCUUUAUAAGCUUCUAAUGGCCGUUCUUGCCACAUGUAUGACCUCUUUUGCCAUCCAAAAUGACGUCCUCUCCAAUGAGCAGAAGUGCCCACCCUAGCGAAGGAUGCUAUGAACAUGCCUUUCUCUUGGAGUCUGUUGUCAACGAUGCCAGAAGACAACCUUGCCCCCUGUGCCUUGCUUGGCUCGAUGUUCGAAAUGCAUUUGGCAGCAUUCCACAUGAUGCCCUCCUAACCACCCUUUCCCACUUGGGCUUUCCUGCAGACCUGGUCCUGAUGAUCAGCCAAAUCUACACCGGAGCAACCACGGAAGUAGUCACCCCCCCUUGGCAAAACCCCACCUAUCCCUAUUCACUCUGGUGUCAAACAAGGAUGUCCCCUCAGCCCUGUCAAACAAGGAUGUCCCCUUUAGCUUCAUUCCGAAGUGCAACGCCAAAGCCCAACAACUACCAUGCGGCUCCCUCCAACAUCAUGGACAAUCCAUUUCGAUUCUGGCGUAUGCUGAUGAUCUCGUCAUCCUUGCCUGCAAUAAAGCUUCACUCCAGUCUCUCCUGGACGCUGUCUCUUCGGCUGCUGACAUCCUCCAACUACGAUUCCGCCCUGACAAGUGUGCCAGCCUUUCCUUAAACAAGCAAGCCCCCCCCCCCCUCAUCCAACCUAACAUUUUCCUAGUUCAAGGCGAACCAAUCCCUGCCCUUAAUCGUGAAGAGCACUACAGAUACCUUGGUGUACCCAUUGGCCUGAUCCAAAAUGUGACUGACCUCCACAAACUUGUGGAUGAACUUACUGACAAACUUGAAAAGAUAGAGAAGUCCCUCUUAGCUCCAUGGCAAAAACUCGACGCCAUUAGAACCUUCUGACAACCCUGCCUUACCUACGCCUUCCGCUCCACGCACCCCACCACAAAAUCCCUCCAGUCCUACUGCUCCAAACUAAUCCAAACCAUCCGUUCCAUUUGCCACCUACCAACCCGAGCUUCAACCCACUACAUCUUUGCUGCGAAGCUGGCGGUCUUGGCUUCACAGACCCAGUGAGAGAAAAUCACCUACAAACCGUCAACAUUGUACAAGCCGUCAAGAUGCUUGCCUCACAGGACCCGACCGUAUCCUCUGUCGCCAAACGUGAACUUCGACAAUCUGUCCGUUUUGCUGCCCAAGCUGAUCCCACCCCCUCCCUAGUUUCCAACUUUCUAUCUAAUAACCCUGAUCGUAACCUUAAAACCAUUCGUUCACGCACUGGUUCCCUUUGGACUCGUACCUGCCAGGCUACUAAGACCAUCAAAGUCACCUUCAACGUCCCGGACAAUGGUUCCCCCUCCAUCAGCGCUCCCAACUAUGCUGAUGAAGUCGCCCCCAACGUGAGCAAGCUGCCCAAAACCUCCGGGAACUGCCUGACCAAAGCAAAGUCCCUCGUGCCCUCACCUCUGACAAAUUCGCCAAUGGCUCCAACUGGCAUUUCACCAGCCUCAACAUCAGAUUUAAAGACUGGAGAUUUAUCCACCGUGCCCACCUCAAUUGCUUGCCAACCAACUCUGUUAAAAGCCGCUGGUCAGAUUGCUCUCCUUCCUGCCGCCACUGUGAAGAAGACAAAACCCUGCCUCAUCUGCUUUGCCACUGCCUAUCCAACAUGCCUGCCAUCACCACCCGCCACAACAAGAUCGUUGACUGCUUAACCAACGCUGUCCGCUCAGGCUCCAUUGCCACAGACAAAACCGUUCAAGAUAGCGGCUCACCAGUCAGACCUGACAUUGUCAUCAUUACCGAGAACCAAGUCACCAUCAUCGAUGUCUGCUGCCCUUUCAAGAACGGACCAGAAUUUUUUUGGAGGAAGCUGUCGCCCGUAAGGAAGUUAAUAUAACCACAUCAAAUCCUCCUUCGAGGCUCAAGGCAAAACCUGCAACGUUUUCGGUUUCGCUGUUGGUGCCCUCGGCACUUGGUUUCCUGGGAACAAACAAGUCCUCACCACACUCAACAUGACUCCUCGAUAUAAGAACUUGUUCCGUAAGCUGUGUUGUUCUGAUACUAUUCAAGGGUCUACUGACAUCUAUCACCAACAUCUUGGUUGCGAUGAUGUCCUUCCUUAAAAUAUAUUGUUUUUGUUUCUCUUUAAAAUAACUCUCCAUUUUACCACCUCACACUUAUCAUUUUUCCGACUAGCAGAUAAGAGCACUUUACACUUAUAUUUGCCAACCCCAGGCACCAUUUUUU